Messenger RNA from Linum tenue, 1425 nucleotides. The record is from the annotation of a GenBank genome assembly. NCBI's taxonomy places the organism in Eukaryota, Viridiplantae, Streptophyta, Magnoliopsida, Malpighiales, Linaceae.
AGCACCGAGGGAACCGAAAUGUAAAAAGGUGGAAAAAGGAAAAUCCACCGAGCUUGCACAAUUUUAAAAGCGCGGACUUGGCGUUGGGCGUGGCCUUCUCUCAAUCCAAAGCCAGACGAAGAAGAAGACGAAGGAAAGGAAGCUCCGGAAGAAUUUUCACCAGCAACUGAAAAUUAAGAAACAAAAAUGCCGUUCUGGCAGACGGCCGGAAAUGCGACCACAUCAUCCUCGUCUUCUUCUUCCUCUGCCACGAACUCGUCUUCCACAUCUUCCAGCUCCAUGAACAGCACCGCCCACCAGAACAGAGCCGGCGGCGAUCCGAAUCAAAACCACGGCGAGCUUCCCGGAGAAGAGAGAACACCACCGACGGUCUCUGCUGCUACUGCCGUUUCGCUCGUCGCCAAGUCGUUGCUGCCUACCCGAAGGAGGCUCAAGCUUGAUCCUGCCUCCAAGCUCUACUUCCCUUAUGAACCGGGGAAGCAGGCAAAGAGUGCAAUUGGCAUUAAAAACAUUUGCAAGUCCCAUAUUGCUUUCAAGUUCCAGACAACUGCACCUAAGAGCUGUUACAUGCGUCCUCCAGGAGCGAUUCUUGCCCCUGGUGAGAGCCUUAUUGCAACCGUGUUCAAGUUUGUGGAGCCUCCAGAGAACAAUAUUGAGAGGCAACUCGAUUUGAAAAACAAGGUCAAGUUCAAGAUCAUGAGCCUGAAGGUUAAAGGAGAGAUGGAAUAUGUACCAGAGUUGGUACGCAACAUUUGUCAAUCUAUGUUUUGCAGUUUCUCUUCAUCCAUGGACGUUAAGACUAAAAUUAUCUGUUCAAUUACCGUUACGAAGUUUGAUGACAUGAAAAAUCAAGCAGCGGUGGAGCAAAUAUUGCGGGUUGUUUUUCUUGACCCUGAAAGUACAAACCCUGUAAGUAAUCCCAAAAUGAAAAGAUCAACCUGCUCUCUCAACAUAGAAAGAAUGCAACUUUCUGAAUCUGAAGACAUUGAUACUUUAUUGGUUUACAAAUCUAAGGCACUACAAAAGCUCAAGAGACAACUUGCUGAAGCUGAAGCUGAGCUCGAGAACCGGAAGAAGCCUGCAGAGGAACCGGCCCCUCGGCCUACUGGUGAAGGACUCAUCAUAGAUGAAUGGAAAGAGAGGAGGGAGAGAUACCUAGCCCAGCAACAGGUUGAAGUUGGUCCAGUGUAGAAGUAACUGUUUCUUCUCAUUCUUUUGUUAUUGUUGAGGGAAUCAAAGAGAGAAUCAUGUUGACAGAAGUGAGGUGUGAAGUAGCAUUAAGGCGUUAUCAUAUUGCUUUUGCUUAAUGAUGCGGCAACAGAAUCUGAUUUUGAUCAGUUCAAUGUUUGUCAAUUAUGAGUACAUGUUAAUAAUUGUGAACCCUAGCACUAUUAUAUAAUCAAUCAGUGGUUAUCCUAAUCGAAU